Molecule: messenger RNA, 417 nt
Organism: Aureobasidium namibiae CBS 147.97
Lineage: Eukaryota; Fungi; Ascomycota; Dothideomycetes; Dothideales; Saccotheciaceae
Exons: 2
Coding region: 1-417 (138 amino acids)
Molecular function (GO): carbon-sulfur lyase activity
Source: RefSeq, a predicted model, not a curated record
AUGGGCAAAGGAUCCUGCUACUGCGGCAAAAUCGCCUUCUCCUACUCUGGAGAACCAGCCAACAAGGCAAUCUGCCACUGCACCGACUGCCGCAAAAUCUCGGGCUCGGCCUUUACAACCAACCUCGUGAUCCUCGCCUCCUCCUUCUCUCUCGACUCGGGCACCCCCAAAAAGUACUCUGCAAAAGCAGACUCGGGACGUACAGUCACCACUGUAUUUUGCGGUGAUUGCGGCAGUAAUCUAUGGAGGGAAGGAGACAUGAGUGCUGAGCAAGGCAUUUUGGUCAUCAGAGUGGGUGUGCUUGAUGGAGCGGGUGUGUUGGAGGAGGGGAAGCCCAAGGCCGAGGUUUAUACGAGUGAGAGGGCGAAGUGGUUGGGUGAGGUGGAGGGGUGUCAGCAGUUUGAGAAGUUUUUCUAG